Trypanosoma grayi is the source of this 1890-nucleotide messenger RNA. RefSeq names its product exportin 1. The record is from RefSeq and is a predicted model, not a curated record. Lineage: Eukaryota; Euglenozoa; Kinetoplastea; Trypanosomatida; Trypanosomatidae. Bases 1 to 1890 code for a protein of 629 amino acids. The transcript has a single exon.
AUGAAGGCCAGUUACAAAGCAAUCCACGAUCUUAGGAGCAUCAAGGUGGACCAUGCAGUGGCCCGUGUAAUGCAGCUGCCGACCUUUGCUGUACUAAAAGAGAGAGAGUGGCGUGCACCAUUAGCUUUUGUUUAUGAAGGUGACGCAUGGCCUACAUCUAUUUACCCAUGGCACCUCUGCGAGGUGAGUUGCAGUUAUUUAGAUGUGGCAGGGGAUGCCACGCAAGUAGCAACACAGUGGUGUCCGCAAUUAUCAUCCGACGAGGAACCACGUGGCAUCAACACUCCUAACGAAGACCAAGUGGUGCAACUCUCGCGCUUUGAACUGGUUGGUACGGUGUUCUCCGUUGAGCGCUACCAAUUUUUUGGCCGGAACGAAUCAGAAUUACAGUCCACAGUAGGACCACAGUACGAUCGACCAGUUGGCCCGGCUAUUGUACGUGUGAUCACGAACGAAGGUGGAAUGCCAACAGACGAGAAAACCGCGGCUCAUCGCUUCGCACAGCUACACGGCGAGCAACUGCGGCACAUCUUUUUUCACACCUUUGCCCCGCUGGUUGGCGUCAAAGUGGGUCAACUUGAGAAGAAGUGGAUCAGUUGCGUAAGCAAUGGCAUUUCUAUCUGUGACAUUGAGAGCGGUGGAGUUUCCUCUGUUGGGCAGAGUAGCCAUGACGCGAACGAGGAAGCAUGCAUGGUGUCGCCUGAUGUGCAUGUGGGGCUUCCUAACAUUAACAGUUUUUCUCGUUCAAAUCUUACAGCCGAGGGGGAUUGCAAUGUAGUAAACGCAUUUGCAGUGCCAGCCAUUUCUCCUCGGGCGAGAGCAGGAGCGACGUCAACGACGAAAGCGACAUUUACAGACCUUCCGUUACGCCGAGACUCUAUUCACGCCUUGUUUGAUCAGGAAGAGCGGUACCACGUCGACGUUGUCGGUGGCUGGGCGCGUUGGACAGAUGGGUGGGAUGAAGUUAGUCGCUACGCUGUUGUAAAUUCCCUUGACGAAAUUAUCACUUCUUUGGAGGGUUCGCGCGAAGCAGCACAUGUUGCUGUCGCGUACCUAGACGCGUUUCUUUGCAUGGCCCAGUCGAUGGUCAGGGACCCUACCUAUUUCAGUGGGGUUCUUCUUGCCUGCGCAAUGCUGAGCUGCAAGCAGGUGGAUCGAUUUUUUCCGCCCAUCAAGUCCUUUCUGCGCUGUCUGCGGCCGGAGUCGCGAAUCGCUAAGGAGGAAUUCCUUCGCUACGAGAUGCAUGUGCUCGAAACACUGGACUUUCGCCUGCAGCCCGUCACAUCUCUGGAAAUUGUGGAGAUCUUGCUGCACUUAUGCAGUGGCCCACUCAUUCAGGAGAAUGCGGAGGAGCAGCACCGCCAGCGCGAACAGAGGCGCUGGUGUGACGGGAGGGGAAGUGGAGGUGUGAGCAGAGUGUACGGUGGAGACUGUUUCAACUACAUGGAGAACUUGCGGUGGAAUGACCUGUGCAAGUUGGCGCGCUUCCUCAAUGAUCUUAUGCUCCGCAGCACCAGAGGGCAGGGGUAUCGCCGAACUGUUCUGGGUUUGGCUGUUGUUGCGGUCGCUGCGGAAAAGACGGGCUGGGCGCUACCAGCCCCCUUGGCUGACCUACUAGCUACCUCCGCCCCGACGGAAAUUGACGCGAGUGAGAAGGUGGAACUGGACAGCGACAGCUACGAGCUUCUGGUGAGUUUUGCGACCACGUUAAAGUGCCGUGACGAACAGGAUGCGGAUACUCUCUCAACGGGCUCACUGAGGCCUGUGGUGGAGUUGGUUCGCGAAUGCUACUGGGAGUGCACACAGCGCCCUGUGGAUGGGGUUCUUCGGCGACGGUACGACAUGCAUCUCUCUACGGCGGCGGCGGCAGCGGCGGCGGCCGAGGGGUAG